Molecule: messenger RNA, 1185 nt
Organism: Fukomys damarensis (Damara mole-rat)
Lineage: Eukaryota; Metazoa; Chordata; Mammalia; Rodentia; Bathyergidae
Product: olfactory receptor 11H12
Exons: 3
Coding region: 1-1185 (394 amino acids)
Biological process (GO): G protein-coupled receptor signaling pathway
Cellular component (GO): membrane
Molecular function (GO): olfactory receptor activity; G protein-coupled receptor activity
Source: RefSeq, a predicted model, not a curated record
AUGAAUGCAUCUGAGCCAGAUUCCAGCUCUCCUUAUGUGAGAGAAUUUAUUCUCCAAGGUUUCUCUUGUGAGUGGAAAAUACAAGUCCUCCUCUUCUCACUCUUCAUGACAACAUAUACCCUCACCGUAACAGGAAAUGGGGCCAUUGUUUGUGCCGUGUUGUGUGACCAGCGACUCCGCACUCCCAUGUACAUCUUCCUGGGGAAUUUCUCCUUUCUAGAAAUCUGGUACGUCUCUUCUACAGGCCCCAAGAUGUUGAUCAACUUUCUCUCAGAGAAAAAAACCAUCUCCUUUGCUGGGUGCUUCCUCCAAUUCUAUUUUUUUUUCUCUUUGGGUGGAUCUGAAUGCUUCCUUUUGACUGCCAUGGCCUUUGAUAGGUACCUGGCUAUCUGCCGUCCCUUGCACUACCCUAAUAUCAUGACUAAGAAUUUUUGUAGCAAACUGGUCAUUACCAGUUGGAUUUGUGGGUUUGUGUUGUUUGUAACCCCUAUUGCUCUCAUGUCUCAGAUGCCUUUCUGUGGUCCAUAUGUUAUUGACCACAUUGUGUGUGAUCCAGGGCCACUCUUUGCAUUGAUUUGUUCCUCUGCCCCAAGGACUCAAUUGCUUUGCUACACUCUAAGCUCCUUGGUUAUCUUUGGUAACAUCUCUGUUAUUCUUAGCUCCUAUGCUCUUGUCCUAAUAGCUGUACUGCAUAUGCCUUCAGCCACUGGGAGACAUAAAGCCUUCUCCACCUGUGGGUUCCAUUUGGCUGUGGUAUCACUGUUCUAUGGUUCUCUGAUGGUCAUGUACGUGAGCCCCAGCCUUGGACACUCUGCUGGGAUGCAGAAAGUUGCAACUUUGUUCUAUGCUAUGGUGACUCCUCUCUUCAACCCUCUCAUCUACAGCCUCCGGAACAAGGAGAUAAAGGCAGCCCUGAGGAAAAUUUAUAUGUUUCCUUCCUCAAAGAUAUCUCGCUCUCUGAAGCCAGCAACAGAAGCUUCAAACAAAGCAGUACCAAGGAUGGAAAAACCUCUGUUCUCUGCUGUCCUACCUCCAUCACUGUUGGCUCUCAUGAGCCAUGACUUAGUGAGCUGGGCAUGGACUGCGCCUGACUGCACGGUUGCAGACAGCUCCCUACUGGCUAACCUCUCCUACUACAUUCUUGGCCUCAGGACUGCACCUUUUCGCAUCCUGCUGCAAUGUUAA